GACAUUUUUCCGGCCCCACGUGUUUGUUUUUGAAGUUACUGAGUUAAAAAAAACAACGAACUCGCUUUCUGAGUCACUCUCCUCCUCACUCUCUCCUCACCAGUGCUGUUUAAAGUGUUAAAUCUUUCUUUCUUCCCCUCUAGUCUUGUUCAUUGUUCAGUCUUGUCUUCAUAAUUGAGUGUCUGAGUUUUCUCCGCUUAUUCCUAUUUCCAAUUAAAAAAUGCAAUUCAAAACCCUAACAUCUCACAACACUCCUCUCUUCCAAAACCCAACCUUCUUCUUCUUCAACAAACUAUCAAAACCACCACAGCCACCACCAUCUCACUUUCCAAUCUCUCUUUUCUCUUCCAAUUUAUCACUCAUUUCGACGCCGAAAAAGCGCUUUCGGAAUCGGAUAGUAACUGCUUCUUGCAUUAGCAGCAAUAAUAAAGAACUCCUCAUCGGCAAUGAUAACAGCGGUCCCGAAAUUGAUAUCGUUUCGGUCUCGGGAGAAGAAGAAGAGCAAGAAAAGGUUUCGGAAUUGGGAAGCGAGAAUAUAUGGAAGCAAAUGAAGGAGAUUGUGAUGUUUACUGGGCCCGCCACUGCGCUCUGGAUUUGUGGACCGUUGAUGAGUCUCAUUGACACCGCGGUUAUCGGUCAGGGUAGCUCCAUUGAGCUCGCUGCUUUAGGGCCGGGAACAGUUGUAUGUGAUUAUAUGAGUUAUACAUUCAUGUUCCUUUCGAUUGCUACUUCGAAUAUGGUUGCUACUGCUCUUGCCAGACAGGAUAAAAACGAAGUGCAGCAUCACGUAUCUAUCUUGCUCUUCAUUGGGUUGACUUGUGGCUGCUUGAUGCUUUUGUUUACAAAAUUCUUUGGUUCAUGGGUAUUGACUGCUUUUACUGGGCCAAAGAAUGCACAUCUCAUUCCUGCUGCAAACAAAUAUGUUCAGAUUCGAGGCUUAGCAUGGCCUGCACUUCUUGUUGGAUGGGUUGCUCAGAGUGCAAGUCUUGGCAUGAAAGAUUCCUGGGGACCUUUGAAGGCUUUGGCGGUGGCUAGUGCUGUAAAUGUUGUUGGUAUUAUUGUCCUGUGCAGUUUCAUGGGCUAUGGUAUUGCUGGUGCAGCAUGGGCUGCCAUGGCUGCCCAGGUUAUUGCAGGAUUUAUGAUGAUUGAAGCUCUGAACAAGAAAGGAUACAAUGCAUAUUCCAUGUCUGUUCCAUCACCUGAUGAACUUCUGACAGUACUUGGGCUUGCUGCUCCAGUGUUUUUAACAAUGAUGUCCAAGGUGGCUUUCUACUCCCUCCUUAUAUAUUUUGCUACAUCUAUGGGCACAUACACCAUGGCCGCUCAUCAGGUCAUGAUUCAAACAUUUGUCAUGUGUACAGUUUGGGGUGAACCUUUAUCUCAAACCGCUCAGUCAUUUAUGCCUGAGUUAAUAUAUGGAGCCAAACGAAGCUUGGAAAAGGCUCGAAUGUUGCUAAAAUCACUUGUCAUAAUUGGAGUCAUACUUGGAUUGCUAUUAGGAAUUGUAGGAACAUCUGUUCCUUGGUUGUUCCCCAAAAUCUUUACACAUGAUCAGAAUGUCAUACAGGAGAUGCACAAAGUUCUGAUUCCAUUCUUCAUGGCAUUAGCUGUCACACCCCCAACUAUCAGCCUUGAGGGAACAUUGCUGGCAGGACGAGAUCUUAAAUUUCUUAGUUUGUCAAUGAGUGGAUGCUUUGCUGCGGGUGCACUUCUACUAUUGCUUGUAACCAGUAGGGGAUAUGGUCUGCCAGGCUGCUGGUUCGGACUUGUAGGCUUUCAAUGGGCUCGCUUCUUCCUCUCUCUUCGGCGCCUUCUUUCUCCCAAUGGCAUACUUUACUCUGAAGAUUUAGGUCAGUGUCAAACGGAAAAGCUGAGGGCUGUCUAG
Molecule: messenger RNA, 1885 nt
Organism: Quercus lobata
Lineage: Eukaryota; Viridiplantae; Streptophyta; Magnoliopsida; Fagales; Fagaceae
Product: protein DETOXIFICATION 46, chloroplastic-like
Exons: 14
Coding region: 221-1885 (554 amino acids)
Biological process (GO): transmembrane transport
Cellular component (GO): membrane
Molecular function (GO): xenobiotic transmembrane transporter activity; antiporter activity
Source: RefSeq, a predicted model, not a curated record